CUGAUACAUAAUUGUUUUCAGGUUGAUACAGUCGUACACGUAUUGCCUACGUCAACUGUUGAUGAAGACCAAAGUACCUGUGGAAAGGUACUAUCGGUGCAAAACCAGCCGAUUCUGAGUCAGAUUCUUCACAUUAAUCUUGAUCAUUACCCAGGAUGGAGCGUUCGUUUUGCGUUCACUACGGACAAGCACCUCAACGCCGCCGGCGAAUUCGCCCUCUAUCAAGUAAAUGUAACCGCUAACUAUCCAGCCACGAAGGACUUAUUCACAAAUGCUCCAGAUUCCGUCUACAACUACUUCUUACCUGUUGACCUAAAGAAUGUUCCU
Messenger RNA from Cooperia oncophora, 327 nucleotides. NCBI's taxonomy places the organism in Eukaryota, Metazoa, Nematoda, Chromadorea, Rhabditida, Trichostrongylidae. The record is from the annotation of a GenBank genome assembly.